Molecule: messenger RNA, 858 nt
Organism: Lathyrus sativus (Indian pea)
Lineage: Eukaryota; Viridiplantae; Streptophyta; Magnoliopsida; Fabales; Fabaceae
Source: the annotation of a GenBank genome assembly
AUGGGUUUUGCAAUGCAAUGCUCAAGCUAUGCCUAUUCUUGUUGUGUCCCUCAUCGGUUCACCCCAACCGCCCUAUCUUUUCCAGCUUGCAAAUGGAACGGAUUCAAGACCCAACCAAAGAAUCAGAUUGCUGUAUUCUGUGGUGCCGAGGAUCGAAGCUCCAACUUUGAUUCUCACAGGAAAAGAAGAAAAGUUGUGGAGCACAUUUGUCUGCUAAAAGCAAAAGAGGCUUUGUCCGAAGAAGAAGAGAAGGACAUGCUUGAUUAUUUGUAUACAACCCAGUAUCAAAUGGGUGGUAUUAUUGCAAUUUCAUUAGGGCGCGUUUCUGAUCAGAAUCCUGACCGGUAUACUCAUGCUCUGUACAUGCGGUUUCAGAAGAAGGAAAACCUUGAAAAGUUCUAUGAGAAUUCCUUUUACUCGAAGGUUCUCAAGGACCACGUAAUGACUUACUGCCAUGGAUUAAUUAAUGUGGAUUAUGAAUCUGAAGUCGAUGAUGAUAUGCUUUCUAUAUUUCGCAAAGGAGAGGAGUUUAGCCAUGGAGUGGAGUUUGUUCUUUUGUUAUCAUUUAAUGAGGAUGCCUUAGAUAACAAGGUGGAACAUGCAUUGGCGUCUUUGGCAACCGUGAUGUUGGAAUCUCCUUCCUUGAUAGUACAAUUUACGCAAGGUUUGAAUUUCAAUGAAAGCUCUAAGGAGUAUACUCAUGGAGUAGUGAUCCGAUUUCGAUCAGUUGAGGCAUUCAAGAUAUUUCUACGCAGUCAAGAAUACAAAGAUGUAUGGAUUUCGAAGUUGCAGCCUAUAGUCCUGAAAUCACUGUCUCUUCAUUUCUCUGUCGAUCCAGUGGGAACUGAGCUUAUGUAG